Pocillopora meandrina is the source of this 926-nucleotide messenger RNA. The record is from the annotation of a GenBank genome assembly. Lineage: Eukaryota; Metazoa; Cnidaria; Anthozoa; Scleractinia; Pocilloporidae.
GACAUUUAGCUAAGACCUCCCUGAAAAUCAUGUUUGUAUGAGUGGAGCAUCCUCAUUAAAGAUCAUUACUUCUCCUCCCCUGCCCCGACCCUGAUUCUCAUUUCGCUGGAAAUGUGUAAGAAAUCUGAAUGAAUUCUUAUUCCUUCCAAGAAACCAGAAGAAAUCCCCAGACAGCGCGGAAGGUUACAUUUCAUCUAAUUUUCUUUUCACCAGUGACCUAUGACGAGCAAGAUGGAUCUCUCAGCAGUUGCUUGUCCAACGAGAGAAUCUAUGGCCCUGGAUUGCCGGAUGUAAUUUCCUUUCCACAAGUACCCUCUCUCGAACCAGGAGAAUCUUUCUGCAGCGCCUUGUUCAACGAUCCAAAGAGUAAGUUCAUCCGCAAUCUGGCAAAGGAAUCCACGUUUAUCCAGGGAAUGGUUAAAGGAUCACUUGACCCUAAUGUCUUUGGCGGCUACAUGGUGCAGGAUGCUGCUUAUUGCUUCAAUGCAGUGGAUUCUUUCGAACGAGCUGCUGAGAAGAUGCAAGAAGUUGGCAAACCUGAAUUCUCUUUACUCUACAGGACCCAAUCAGAGAGUUUCAAACGCUACAACCAGGAUUUUCUACAAACAUGGCGGCUUCGAAAUUCAGACAGCGUGGCUAUGGGGCCGGCUGCAGCAACGUACGUGGGAUAUGAACGAGCCUUGAGCCAAAACGAUCCCAAGAUUCAGUCGACAAGAACAACCCAUAUUACGUCUGGUUUAAAAACAACAAGCCAAGCCCGGGCCACAAAAGCCACCUGGAAAGGUUCGUAGAUCACUUCUUUGUCCAAGUAGAACCUGAGGAACAGCAGAAGUGCUUUUCCAUUUUUCAAGAAGGUUUGGUUAACGAGCUGAAUUUCUUCCGCAGUGCCUGCAAUCAAACCCUGUUUUACUACUCGUCCUUCCAGG